Messenger RNA from Porites lobata, 2932 nucleotides. Lineage: Eukaryota; Metazoa; Cnidaria; Anthozoa; Scleractinia; Poritidae. The record is from the annotation of a GenBank genome assembly.
GUAACACAAGAGCAGAAGCGGUAUGUGUCAAACUUUAAAUAGUUUAAUUACCUUCCAAAGGCGGACCUGCCAAAACGAACAGGAAACCGUAGCCGAAAGGUCAAGUUCCCACAAAUGCGAUUCGUGCACCGAUAAUCCUGUCCAUUUCAUCUGAAAGGCUUAUAAAUAGCGUGCCAUCGCUGAUCAAAUGAAUCAGAUGGACAUCUGUCUUCGACUUAUUCAGAGCUAAAUUGAGCAAGUGCCUCAGACGCUGGACACGUUUUCUUUGCCUUUUGAAACACGUUUUGAGUUUUUUUUCUGCUGUUAAUCGAUUUGUGAGGAUGGUGGACGAAGGAAAGCCUAGAGAUUGGGAAGACAUAGCGUUUCGUCUGUUAGGUAUGUAUUCUCUCUCUUUUCUGUUUGCCCAGUUAAGUAGUAAAGUCACGAGUACGAACGGGCCCCGUCUUCGCUGCAACCUUAUUCGGUGUCGGUUGGAAACGGGAAGGUUUUGUUUCUUAGUCUAAUAACUGCCUUAGAAUCCUUCGUAAUUUCUGAUCACUGGGCAUUAAUAACUGUAAACUGAGAGUAGGAAAGCAAUUAAUUCCAAACACAGUCUUUUGUGGUAAAGUCUUUGGUUGGGAGGUGGUACAAUUAUCUCCACAUGCAAUCGACACUACUGUUCGAUUCCAAAAUCGUAAGAGUAUCGUGGAAAAGUUCUAGAUGAGUUUCGAUCUACAGAUGCAAUUUAUCCAAGAUAAUGGCGUGCAUUUUGCAGUAAGCAAGCUUGUGACUGACAAUUUAUCUCAAUCUAUCAUUACAGCUCUUUGUGGAGGCGAAAAAUACGACAUUUUAGAAGACAUGGGAUUUAGCGCUCGAAAUCGAAGAAAACAAUCGCUGCAAAGUAGUGAACCAAGACCUUCUUUUGACAAUUCCUUGCUUAGAAGACUGUCCACGGAAUCAACGGAUUCCCAGGAAGAAGUAAGAUUAGUUUCUUCUACAUCAGAGCCUGAACUGCAGCGAACAAGGAGUUUUUCAACAGAAGGGUGUCACCUGAGAACUUUAAGUGAGAAAACCACGAAAGUUAUCAAACAGCAAAAGUCGAAUUCAUUAGACUUGGAUUUGUCUAGUUUUGACUUUUCGGAGCUAAGGAGCAAGAGCUUGAGUUCUACCGAAUGCUGAGUCAUCUCUUACCUAAUCCUUUACUUCUGGAGGAACUUUGUUGAAAUGUUCCUUAUCUAAUGACUCCACUGGUGUGACUACUCACAUGAACUGAGCUUUACUGGACUGGUGACAUUUCAUUCACCAUACGUGCGGUAGGAGAAAUUGGACGAUUAUAUUUUCUUGAAUUCUUGAUGAACAUUAUAAGGAAACAUAUAAAACUGAUCAGCUAGUUACCUCUAUUUAUGCUAAAGAAUAUAAUAUAUAUUAGAUAUUUUUGUAAAUAUUCGUUACUCUGUGAGUCUCUCGGGACAAAACAAGCUGUCAACCGAUCGAGUUAACGGCGGUGAUAUUACAUUAGCUAACGAAUUACAAUUUCAUCUGUAGUAUAUUUUCAUUUUAAAAAAUAAAACGUUUCUUAGAAAGGUUGCAUGGAAUUUGUCACUUACUGCUCGCGUCGAACGAACGAAAGAGCAAAUAAUUUGUAGGGAAUGCAUCACUUUCUUUCCUCCAAGUUACAAAGAGGACAAAGAACCAAUGCGUGGGAGUAGUAAAACACCCUUUGUCCUUAUUUUCAAGUUUAUUUAAUUAUAUUUUUUUUUGUCUAAAAUCCACUUUUACCUUUUGUUCUUAGACUAAGACGUUUUCUUAAACAAACAAACAACGCUGAAACGUUGAAGCUUCACGGAGUUUACUUCUUCAGCUGCUAGAUGGCCUUCUCUGAAAAAAAAUAUCAGUAAAAAUCGUAAACCGAAGGCUCCUGUCUAUUACAAGUAUAUAUAGCAAAAGAUGGAUAUCUGUAAAAAUUGUAUAUUUAGAACUUAUUUUUCUUCACAACAAAAGUAUCGAUUUCAAGCCUCAAUAAAAUUCUGACCUUGAAGCAAAACACUUAGGAGAAGUUUGUCAAAACUAAAAAUAUAUCAGCGUUUUCUUUCGAAACAUUACGAAGCACUAAAAGAUGAGCUGGACAUUUGUAGUUACAUGUACACAGGAAGAGUUUUCAAAUUUUUUCUAGUAUUUCCUGCCUUGAGCAUGACGGGGUCGCAGAUUCAAGCUAGAGUAUUCCGGGACGUGAGCUAACAGACGUCACUGAUCUAUCCUCUUAGCUCUCCAGUUACCGGCGCAUUUCUUUGGGGAUUUGUAAAGCGGAAUUAGAAAAAAUUGAGAUAAGAGACAAUUCUUGUUAGGUCAUAUGCUUAAGGACUUCAUCCGUUAUCACAAGAUAUUUUAAAUUGUUCUAGAAUUUUCCGUGAGGAAUGAAAUAUUUAUAUACAGUCUAACAAUAAAGCUAACUGAGACCUUAUUGAUGUUAUGCUAUCUUAUUCUUGAUUGGUUGACUAUCGCUUUUUAAUUAACUCUAAAACUAAAAGCGAUCCGCCAUUCAAUAAUAUAUAUCAUGCAUUGCUAUACUUUAGUUGCUUAAGAGCAGAUCGGAAGACCAAGGAAGGAAUGAAUUAACAGAAUAUUCGCUGUUUACCGUCAUUGACGGUUGAUGUAAUACUGUUCUUAAACUUAAAUUGAGCUAAAGCAGUUCAUCGUCGGGAUCGAUAAAUCUGUUAUACUUUUACCAGCCUAAUACUAUAUAUUAACUAUUAUAUUAACCUUAACAAAAGUAACCAUUAAUAACAUCAAAAGCUAAUUUUUCUUUGCUUAGAUAUCCUUUCAAACUUCCGGGGGGAAAUCGAAGAAUAUUAACUAAGAGUUUCAAGCGUUCUCUUUCUAAGGGGUAAAAUGUUUCUGGUUUUAUCAGAUCACUAAGCUAAGAUUUCGCGAAAGUAAGCAAAUUCGACAGGUG